UGCACUGGUUAUCAAUCUCUACCUGAGACAUCUAGGGGCCCUCCUCCCAGGAGCACACUGCUCAGUGGGGGUUGAGUCAUCUCUCCACCCCCACCCAUUUAGGAAUUUUUCUAGUUUCACUUUCAUUGUCUUAAGAAUUGCUCUAUUAAAGAGCUAACGCAGCCUCACAAAUUCUCUGGGGAAAAUCUGGAGCUUUCUGGAUUACUACUGACAAGGUCUGCCACAGCGCCUGUGAGAGAGGGCUGAGCCCGCUGCAGCCAGACUCUGAAGCAAACCUGUCAGACUUUGAAAGGCUGCUUCUUCUCUAAAGGAUUUCCCUUCAGAGCCAAAAACCGCCCUGGAUAUGGCCUCAGAGAUCCACAUGUUGGAACCCAUAUGCCUCAUUGAGAACACUGAGGCUCAACUAGUGAUCAACCAGGAGGCUCUGAGGAUCCUGUCUAGCAUCAACCAGCCUCUGGUCGUGGUGGCGAUCGUGGGUCUCUACCGCACAGGCAAAUCCUACCUGAUGAACAAGCUGGCUGGGAAGCGAACAGGCUUCUCCCUGGGCUCCACUGUGCAGUCUCACACCAAGGGCAUCUGGAUGUGGUGUGUGCCCCACCCAAAGAAGGCGGGGCAAACCCUGGUUCUGCUUGACACUGAGGGCCUGGAAGAUGUUGAGAAGGGUGACAACCAGAACGACUGCUGGAUCUUUGCCUUGGCAGUCCUCCUCAGCAGCACCUUCAUCUACAACAGCAUAGGAACCAUCAACCAGCAGGCCAUGGACCAGCUGCACUAUGUGACAGAGCUGACUGAUCUUAUCAAGUCAAAGUCAUCCCCUGAUCAGAGUGGGAUAGAAGAUUCUGCUAACUUUGUGGGUUUCUUUCCGACUUUCGUGUGGGCUCUGAGAGAUUUCUCCCUGGAGCUGGAAGUUAAUGGAAAACCUAUCACUGCUGAUGAGUACCUGGAGCAUUCAUUGACCCUGAAAAAAGGAGCUGAUAAGAAAACUAAAAACUUUAAUGAGCCUCGACUGUGUAUCAGGAAGUUCUUUCCAAAGAGGAAGUGCUUCAUCUUUGACCGACCCGCUCAGAGGAAGCAACUUAGCAUACUGGAGACUCUGCCAGAGAAGGAGCUGUGUCGUGAAUUUGUAGAACAAGUUGAAGAAUUCACUUCAUACAUCUUCAGCUACUCUGCUGUCAAGACUCUGUCUGGUGGGAUCAUAGUCAACGGGCCACGUCUAAAGAGCCUGGUGCAGACCUAUGUCAGUGCUAUCUGCAGUGGGUCUCUCCCCUGCAUGGAGAACGCUGUGCUGACUUUGGCCCAGAUAGAGAACUCAGCUGCAGUGCAAAAGGCCUUAACCUACUAUGAAGAACAGAUGAAUCAGAAGCUCCAGAUGCCCACAGAAACCCUCCAGGAGCUGCUGGACCUGCAUAGGCCAAUUGAGAGUGAGGCUAUUGACGUCUUCCUGAAGAAUUCUUUCAAGGAUGUAGACCAAAAGUUCCAGACAGAAUUAGGGAACCUGCUUGUGGCAAAGCGAGAUGCCUUUGUUAAGAAGAACUUGGACGUCUCAUCAGCUCGUUGCUCAGACUUGCUGGACGAUAUCUUUGGACCUCUGGAAGAAGAAGUAAAACAAGGAACAUUUUCUAAACCUGGAGGUUAUUACCUCUUCCUUCAGAUGAAGAAAGAGCUAGAAAAAAAGUAUAACCAGGCUCCUGGGAAGGGGCUCCAGGCAGAAGCGAUGCUGAAAAAGUACUUUGAGUCCAAGGAAGAUGUUGUUGAAACCCUUCUAAAGACGGAUCAGUCACUCACAGAGGCAGCAAAGGAGGUCGAAGAGGAACGUAUAAAGGCUGAAGCUGCUGAAGCUGCAAACAGAGAGUUAGAAGACAAGCAGAAGAAGUUUGAGCUGAUGAUGCGGGAGAAGGAACAGAGCUACCAGGAGCACGUGAGACAGCUCACUGAGAAGAUGAAGGAGGAACGAAAAAUGUUUAUAGAAGAACAGGACAGGAUCAUAGCUGCUAAACUUCGGGAACAGGAAAAAUUUCUCAAGGAAGGAUUCGAGAAUGAGAGCAGAAAACUUCGUCGAGAGAUUGACCACGUGAAAAAUCAAUCGUCUGGGAAAUGCACCAUACUCUGAAGGCCUGAGGCCCAAGCCUCUCUGCCAAGCUCUCUUCAUCACACACUACGUUGCCUGAGCACCUUCAGGCUUUGAAACAACUGUUAUGAAGCUAGAUUCACCGCAGCUCAAAGUCAGUCAUGUGCACUCCGGUUAGGGUUCACUGUCUGACCACUGCACAACAUCAGAGGAGCUUCCUCUGUGUGCAGAAUGCAUGGAUGAGUGGAGGUCCAGUCAUCUGUGUUUUAGAGAUGCUCUUGGCCUGCAUCAUGCCCAGCCACAUGUUUCUCCUGUAUAGUCUUAAGUUUUCCUCUUUCCUACAAUAUAGCUUCUGCAAUCACAGAGCAGGCGACUUUUAACUAACUUGCAAAAACUAAUUCCCUUUCAUUUCUCUGAGGACUUUGACGUUUUGCUACAGUCAUUCAAAACUUAAAUGCCAUCUUCAUUUUUCCUUUUAUCUCCCCAAUGUGACAACAUGCCUUGAAAUUUCUCAGGACAAAUGUCUUGCAAGAGCACGAGUUAAUAAAAAUGAUUAGCCCACUGUAA
Molecule: messenger RNA, 2635 nt
Organism: Mastomys coucha (southern multimammate mouse)
Lineage: Eukaryota; Metazoa; Chordata; Mammalia; Rodentia; Muridae
Product: guanylate-binding protein 2
Exons: 11
Coding region: 344-2110 (588 amino acids)
Biological process (GO): defense response to protozoan; defense response to Gram-positive bacterium
Molecular function (GO): GTP binding; GTPase activity
Source: RefSeq, a predicted model, not a curated record